AUGGUUUCCGGCACGUUCAAGCAUGGUCCUGCUAAUGGCUACAAGCACACGCACACUAUCAUUUUCCUACAUGGUCGUGGCAGUAACGCAGAUGAGUUCGCUGGCGAGCUCUUCGAAAGCGAAGCCAGUGCAGAUACUACUCAACCAGACCAGGACCUGACGAUCCCGGCCAUGUCUCCCAAUAUUCGAUGGGUCUUUCCCCAGGCCCCAAUUCUGCGUUCUGAACGUUUUGACACGGAAAUGUCACAGUGGUUCGACAUGUGGUCUGUCGAAAACCCCGAGGAGCAGAGCGAGCUUCAGCGUGAUGGCCUAAAACAGAGCAUGAAGACAAUUCUCGACACCGUCCACACUGAAGAAAAGAUCUUACCUAGAGACCACAUAUUCUUAGCCGGUAUUAGUCAACGCUUUGCGACAGCCCUUGCCACGAUGCUCGCCGAAGGACAAGGAGGUUUUUCUGGUGUUCUAGGAUUGUCCAGCUGGAUGCCAUUUGCCAACAAGGCUGAGAAAGAAAUAGCAAAUUUCUCGCAAGAAAACGACGGCCAGCUCCGCUUAUUCACCGCAUUGCGGUCUCUCUACGGAAAUGAGGACGUACAGGACGACGCGAAGCAAGCAUCGCCCACCACGAUAAAGGCAACCCCUAUAUUUCUAGCGCAUGCGCUGGAUGAUAACGUUGUUCCUGUAGAGAACGGGGAACGUAUGCAGCAUAUUCUGCGCGAUGCCGGUCUGACAGUUGAAUGGCACAAGUAUGCGGACGGAGGUCACUGGGUGAACGAGCCUGAAGGCGUUGAUGACAUUUUGCGUUUCCUAAAGCGGUGUAUGUCCUUCUCGGACGACUAG
This is a messenger RNA of Grosmannia clavigera kw1407, 837 nucleotides long. Its product is annotated as phospholipase/carboxylesterase. Bases 1 to 837 code for a protein of 278 amino acids. Gene Ontology annotation, biological process: proteolysis; protein depalmitoylation. The record is from RefSeq and is a predicted model, not a curated record. Gene Ontology annotation, molecular function: palmitoyl-(protein) hydrolase activity; carboxylic ester hydrolase activity; serine-type peptidase activity. Gene Ontology annotation, cellular component: cytoplasm. NCBI's taxonomy places the organism in Eukaryota, Fungi, Ascomycota, Sordariomycetes, Ophiostomatales, Ophiostomataceae. The transcript has 2 exons.